Puntigrus tetrazona (Sumatra barb) is the source of this 2900-nucleotide messenger RNA. RefSeq names its product inhibitor of growth family, member 5a (gene ing5a). Gene Ontology annotation, molecular function: chromatin binding. Bases 121 to 957 code for a protein of 278 amino acids. The transcript has 7 exons. Gene Ontology annotation, cellular component: nucleus. NCBI's taxonomy places the organism in Eukaryota, Metazoa, Chordata, Actinopteri, Cypriniformes, Cyprinidae. The record is from RefSeq and is a predicted model, not a curated record. Gene Ontology annotation, biological process: positive regulation of apoptotic signaling pathway; positive regulation of DNA-templated transcription.
ACCAAUCAGCCGCUGGCAGAGAGCUGCCUCAUUAAUUAUUCAUGACAUGCCAAUGUUGUUCCACCUCACGCGGACUGGCGGAGGAGAAAAACACGCCGCGAACGAGUGAAGACCGUCACCAUGGCGACAGCGAUUUAUCUCGAACAUUAUCUCGACAGCAUCGAAAACCUGCCCUGUGAGCUCCAGAGAAACUUCACCCUCAUGAGGGAACUCGACAACCGAGCGGAGGGUGAGCUGACGCCCGGGCCGCGUCUCCACUCGCAGCGCGCUGCCCACCUAGGGAGCGUCCCUCUGGGCGUCACGUGCUCUCACCAGACGUCUGCCCUUUCUUUUGCAGAAAAGAAAUGCGAGAUCGACAAGCUCGCCGAAGAGUACAUCAAGAACGUGAGGAACCUGGGCCCGGAUCAGAGAGUGGAGCACCUGCAGAAGAUCCAGAACGGAUUCAGCAAGUGCAAGGAGUACAGCGACGACAAAGUGCAGCUCGCCAUGCAGACCUACGAGAUGGUGGACAAACACAUCCGACGGCUGGAUGCUGAUCUGGCCCGCUUCGAGAACGAGCUGAAGGAGAAGUUGGACGUCAGAGGCUACGAGAGCCCAGACAACAGAACGGCUAAGAAGGUGGGCGGCCGAGGGAGCCUGAAGGAGAAACGCCGGCCGAAAGGAAGAGGACGCAAGUCUUCGGACGACGACUCGCCACGCAAAAAGAAAACGAAGAACAGCCCCGAGUUCUCGGAGUCCGUCCUGCCCGUUCACCCGUCGGACGUCCUGGACAUGCCGGUGGACCCCAACGAGCCCACGUACUGCCUGUGCCACCAGGUGUCCUACGGAGAAAUGAUCGGAUGCGACAACCCCGACUGUCCCAUCGAGUGGUUUCACUUCGCCUGCGUCGACCUGACGACGAAACCCAAAGGGAAGUGGUUCUGUCCGCGAUGCACCCAGGAUCGAAAGAAGAAAUGAGACGCACAUUUGAGAUUACGUUUCUAUAUAUAUAUAUAUAUGUGUACGUAUGCAUAUAUAUAUAUAUGUAUUUUGUCUACGUGGUAAAAUAGGGUAAUAUAUACUCCUUUAUAUGGCCAUGAUGAAAUAUAUGAGGGUCGCGAUGAAACAAAGUUUUUAUUUUUCAAAGUACUUGAAAUGUUUCCAUAUGUUUAAGUUUGAUUGUGUUGUCAUUUUCUGACAAUCUAGGAUAUAUUAUGUACGAUAUAUAUAUAUAUAAUAUUUUUUUCUCUUUACUGAUUAGUAUGUAUUUUGAUUUUCACGACGCUUUCGAGGAAAUAUCAUGUCAUUGUGCUUCGUGAAGUGUUUUUCGCGCGGCACAGGAAGAGUCCUGCGAACAUUUGCCGCUCUUGCACUUAAAGAUGUAACGCGACUACUCUCUUCCUGUCGAUUCGCUUCGAAGCGUGUUGUUCGAGCGAAGUCAAACUUCGAAGCGCAAGUGAUACGUUUUAUUGUUAUAACCAUGUAAUUACAGACGAUACGCCGAAAUCCCACGCCGUCGUUUAAGUUUCUAUUUUUUUCACGUUUAAAUUUUUGCGCUAUUCUUGUCGGCAAGAAUAUUUCGCAGGAAUUAAAGCGCCUAACUACUGUGGAAGCUAUGAGAACACAAUGAGAAUAUAAAAUAAAAACGAUUUAACAAGUCAGAUUUCAAAAUGUCGCUGACGUUGCGAUAAACUUGAAUCAAGUCAAAAAGUCGUGUCGCAAUUCUGCCUUUCUGUGAUCACGACGAAGUCUGAAUUUUGAGAUAAAAAGCUCGUAAUUGCUUAAUUCUCUCGAAUCGUCCGUUUAUAUCUCGCAACUAUGUUUUUUUGUGCGCCAGGUAUCAAAAAUUAAAAAGGGUAAUUGCGACUUACGUUUAUAUUUUGCAAUUGUGACUUUUUCGCGCAGCUGCGGGUUUUAUACGUCGCAGUUUUCUUCUCAGAGUUUAUCUUAGGCAGUAUAUAUUUAGUUUAUAAAACAGCCACAAUUACUUUUUAUAAAAACCGAAAAACCAAUUCCGGGUUUAUAGUUAGUGUUUUUUGGUUUUUGCUACGUAAUAAAAAGUAAAAAAAUUAAAAAUAAUAAAACAAAUCAAAAUUCUGAGUUUAUAUCUCAACUCUUUUGCAGUUGCUGGUUCAUAUGCUUUAAUUUAUAUCUUUGAGUUCUGCGUUUGUUUGUUUUUUUUCGCAAUUGUACGUUUUAUUCCUAGGCACAAAAAUAGCGUAUAUUUUUUAGUUUAUAUGUCACACAAAUGAAUUGUGACUAUAUCUCAGUUUAUAUAUUUGAUCUUUUUGUUUUUCCUCAAAACUGUGAGAUAUAAACUCACAAUUGCAAGAAACAAAAACCGAAUGGCGAGAUAAAAUUUCGCAAUUACCUUUUUUUUUAUUCUGGGUCACAAAAAACAAUUAUAAAAUUUUAAAAUUAAGUUAAAUUUUAUUUCUUUAGAAUACCUCUCUUUGUAUCUUUUUGCUUCUUCCAUAGAAUAAAAAAAAUACUUUUUAUCUUUUUUUUUUUUCGCAAGUUAGUGAGAAAAAGUAAGGUUUUUUUAAUCCGGCGUGCGAAAACGUCCUGUCGUAAACCCCCGCGUCCCGGACUUCGGCUCUGAAUGUUUGAAGCGCGUCGUUUCUCGCUUUUUAAUUAGCCGGAUCUGACGCGGAUGAACGCUUUCCGGAUUAAUGCCGCUUUAUGGCUGCAGAGGUUCGACCAAAGCGAGGUCUUGGCGUUUUAUCGCUCUGUACGGGAUCCAGACGAAAGACUACCUGAUUGAACUCGUCUCGUCGGUGGCGGGUAGAAAAACCGCGAGGUCUGAAAGUGCGACAAUCAAGUAGCGUUUUAUUUGUUCAUGUCUUAACUGCUCCUGAACUAUGUGGACUAGAUGUUCCGUACAGCUUUUUCGUAAAAACAAAUAAAUCUUUACCAUUACA